Alosa alosa (allis shad) is the source of this 4439-nucleotide messenger RNA. RefSeq names its product leucine-rich repeat-containing G-protein coupled receptor 6 (gene lgr6). Gene Ontology annotation, biological process: G protein-coupled receptor signaling pathway. Gene Ontology annotation, cellular component: membrane. Gene Ontology annotation, molecular function: protein-hormone receptor activity; G protein-coupled receptor activity; protein binding. The record is from RefSeq and is a predicted model, not a curated record. Lineage: Eukaryota; Metazoa; Chordata; Actinopteri; Clupeiformes; Clupeidae.
UGAGAGUAGACACUUAGACUCCCACUACAAUAGGUAAAUGUCUUCAAAGUGAGAGAGGACAGGGCAGACUGACAGAGGGGAAAGAGAGAGACAGGGAGAGAGUGUGAGAGAGAGAGAGCGAGUGAAAGAGAGAGAAAAAAGGAGAGAGGCAGGGAGAAGUGUGCGCAAACGUUUGACUGACUGAGUCACCCAUGGAGUGAUCUGAACAGUUAGAGAAACAGAACAAGGCACAGAAGAAGUCAGAGAGAGAGAGAGUGAAAGCUAAAUAUAUUUACGCUCUUUUUAUUUAAAUUUUUGUUUUCUCUUAAAAGCGGUGGUUGAAACACGAGGUGACAUGUUGGCUCUACUCCUGAUGCUGCUGCAGUUUGCCAGCAGAUCGCAGGCUCAUGGAACUCAGAGUGCCAGUCUGCCUGCCAGCCUGUGCCCGGCGCCAUGCCAGUGCCAGGAGGAUGGGAUUCUACUGAUUGUCGACUGCUCGGAGCUUGGACUAUCGGCGGUGCCCGGCAACCUCAGCCCUCUGACGUCCUACCUAGAUCUCAGCAUGAAUAACAUCAGUGAAAUCCAGCCCAACGCAUUCCACAACCUCCACUUUCUGUCAGAGCUGCGUCUCUCCGGCAAUCACCUGAGACACAUCCCUGGACUGGUGUUCCAAGGCCUCUACAACCUCAAAGUUCUGAUGUUGCAGAAUAAUCAGCUCGAGCGAUUACCCAGUGAAGACCCAUGGGACUUACCCAACUUGCUGUCCUUGCGUCUGGAUGCCAACCUGAUAAUGGAGGUCCCCCCACAGACCUUCUCUGGCCUUCGCUCCCUUCGGCAUCUCUGGCUGGAUGACAACGCGCUGACAGAGAUCCCAGCGGGAGCCCUCAAUAACCUGGCCUCCCUACAGGCCAUGACCCUGGCCCUCAAUCGCAUCAGCCACAUCCCCGACAACGCCUUCCGCAACCUCUCCAACCUGGUCGUGCUGCAUCUUCAUAACAACAUGAUCAAAACCCUGGGACAGAAUUGCUUCGAGGGACUAUAUAGCUUAGAGACUCUAGAGCUGAACUACAAUGAGCUGCAAGAGUUCCCUGUGGCUAUCCGGACCCUGGCGAAGCUUCAGGAACUGGGAUUCCACAACAACAAUAUUAAGGCCAUCCCAGAGGGGGCUUUUGUGGGAAACCCACUGCUCCAAACCAUAAAUUUCUAUGAGAACCCAAUCCAGUUUGUGGGCAGGUCUGCUUUCCAGUUCUUACCGAAGCUGCAUACUCUAGCCCUACAGCACAAUCUGAUCCGGCAGAUCGAGGCGAACACAUUCCAGCAGCUGUCCUCCCUGCGCUCACUGGACCUCAGUUGGAACAAGAUUGAGACGAUUCACCCAGAAGCGUUCUUAUCCCUGCACUCUCUGGUCAAACUUGAUCUUACAGAAAAUCAGUUAAGCAUGCUGCCCAUGGAGGGACUGUCCAGUCUCACACACCUAAAACUGAAAGGAAAUAUGGCCCUGUCCAGUUCUUUCAGGCAGGAGGAUUUCCCCAAGAUAAGGGUGAUUGAAAUGCCCUUUGCCUACCAGUGCUGUGUGUAUGGUGCCUGCAACAGUCACAAAUCCAUCAACCAAUGGGAUGCAGAGCAAAUCAGUGAAGACGAUGACCUGCAUAAGAGGACCAUAGCUUUAUUUCCUAACAACUAUGACCCCGACAUGGAAGAAUUCCAAUUAGAAAUUGAAGAAUCCAAACUACAAACCAGCAUCCAGUGCACACCACUCCCAGGUCCCUUUAAGCCCUGCGACUACAUGUUUGAUAGCUGGGGUGUGCGGCUGGGAAUGUGGGCUAUCACUCUCAUCUCGCUGGUGGGCAACGGUCUGCUGAUCAUCAGCGUCUUCGGCUCACCCACCUACCUGUCCCCGGUCAAGUUUGUCAUUGGCGCCAUCGGCGGCGCCAACCUCCUGACUGGUCUGUGCGCGGGCACGCUGGCCAUGGUGGACGUGCUGACGUUCGGCGAGUUUGCGCGGCACGGCGCCCGCUGGGAGUCAGGGACGGCGUGCCAGACGACGGGCUUCGUCUCCAUCUUCGCCUCGGAGGCUUCCAUCCUCUUCCUGACGCUGGCGGCUGUGCAGUGCAGUGUGUCGGUGUCGUGCGUGCGUGCCUACGGCAAGUCGCCGUCCUUCAGCAGCGUGCGGGCAGCCGCCGCCGCCUGCGUCCUGCUUUCCAUCGCAGUGGCGGCGCUGCCGCUCGGCAAGGUGGGCGAGUACGGCACGUCGCCCCUCUGCCUGCCCUCCCCCUUGCCCGAGGGCCGGCCAUCCACGCUGGGCUUCAUGGUAGCGCUCAUCAUGAUGAACUCCCUCUGCUUCCUGGUCAUCACCGGCACCUACAUCAAGCUAUACUGGGACCUAAUGAAGGGCGAGUUCGACAGCAUCUGGGACUGCGCCAUGAUCAAGCACGUGGCCUGGCUCAUCUUCACCAACUGCCUGCUCUACUGCCCCGUGGCCUUCCUCACCUUCUCCUCCUUGCUGGGCCUCUUCCCCGUGGCCGAGGAGGUCAUCAAGUCCGUCCUGCUGGUGGUGCUGCCGCUGCCAGCGUGCCUCAACCCGCUGCUCUACCUCCUCUUCAACCCGCACUUCCGCGAGGACGCCCGCCUCUUCUGGAGCCGCGCCAAGUUGGCCCCUGAGGAGACGCUAGAUUCCUUUGUGUCCAUGGAGACCGAGAAGAGCUCCUACGACUCCACGCAGGCCCUGGUGUCGUUCGCCGAAGUGGAUACCCUAUUCGACUCCUCCGCCUUGCCCAAGCUGGAGGUUGAGGACCGUUACCCCUGGUCACCCUCCGUGCCUCUCAUCCCCUGCCAACAGAAGAUGCUGACCAUUGGCAGAGAGCGUAUGGCCGGGUCUAUGACGGGAAUUUGCCUCAACGAGGAGGAGUGUUUGAGAGGCAAUGGGCUGGACAGCAUCAAUGGCAGCUCCUUCCCCACUGGAGUAUGUCACUCAUCUCCCCACGCAUCUCAUUUGUAAAUCAAUUACGUGGCCAUUUGAGACUUCUAAGGACCAUUUUAGAAAGAGAAAGAGAGAGGGAAGGGAAAAAAAAAGAGUACAAAAGCGGAAUAUUCUCCUUGGACACUGCCGUGAAUCUAUCCAUACAUUUUGGAACAUUAUGUUGACUGUCUUUGAUGAAUGAACUAAUUAAUUUUGGGGAUUGUGGUUUGUGGUUUCCCAGGGAAACAUCAACCUUUAUGCUAUUGUGCCAUCACAGGAAAGCAGAUUAAUUUAUAUAUUCAGGAAGCUGUCUCUCAUGUGGCGACUGACAUGUAACUUAAUUUUUCAACAUGGCAAAAGGAGGUAACAAAGGGUUUUAGUACCAUAAACAAAACACAAACAAAGAAGCGCAGAGAAAACAACAGAAUGAGCUGUUGAUGCAGACAUGAGAUUUAACAAUGUGAAAAAGCUAAAACCUCCCAUUAUGUUUCCUUCACACCUCUUGGUCUGACAUAGUGAGCUACAUUUUAAUUAUAGUGUCAGUAUAGUUUAGAAUAGAUUCCCAGUCCAGCUGUUCUUUAUGUGCAGAUCUCAAACAUUACCGAUUCUCCACCCCAGAUGAUUAUAGAGCCCUUGAUUACCUCAAGAGCUCAGACAUGCAGUGCUUUGCUUUCCCAUGAACAUGAAUCAUUUCCACUCAAUGUGCUAAUGGCUUUGGUAUAAUAAAAAAUAUAUUUUUCUAGUGUGGUGACUGCAGUACAAAGGGAACUUUAGCAUUGGAAUUUUUCAGAAGCCCUGUUUUUUCAUGUUUCCCAAAUGCUUGUACCUUGUAUACAAUUAUAUUUUAGUUUCCACCAAACAAAUCAAAAUAAUUAACAUAACAUGAUAGAUUAUAAGUCUCUCAAGAUUUAAUGACAGACUGAAAAUGUAAGUAAAGGAACAAACUGCAAUGUAUGGGCUCACUAUGUAUUUCACUGAUGACGGGUUAAGAAAAAUACAAAUUUCAAGUCUCGUUUAAAAGGGAAUUUACUACAUUUGUCACAAAUGAUUAUCUAUGAUACUACAGACCCCUACCAGAUCACAUUCAUGGCAUUGCAGCAACUCUUAAAUGUUUUGAUUUUGUAUAGCACAUACAUCCUGUUUCUACAGAAUGUGUCAAAAUGUAUUUCCAUUUUUUUCAGUUUAGACUGACAAAGAAAAGCAUUUUACUGCCAUCUAGAUCCGCAGUCAAGUUUGGAUGGCCAUUAUUGUCUGUGUAUAGUAGGCUAGCUGUUGUAUGUACAGUGUAACUACCUCUGACCUAGCAUGCUAUUAUUUCAUUGUACCCCAAGUGUGUUGAUCGUCUCUUUUUACACAAAGUAUGUUAAAUUUAUAUAUAAUUUUAUAUUAAAGUAAAUACCAUAGUUUGUAAAACACAUACUAUUUUGGAUGUACAUAUUUUCAUAUUUCUGUACACGUACAACAAAAAAAUAUGAUUUAAUAAAAUUAUUACUUUCAUAUA